Messenger RNA from Enterobius vermicularis (human pinworm), 819 nucleotides. Lineage: Eukaryota; Metazoa; Nematoda; Chromadorea; Rhabditida; Oxyuridae. The record is from the annotation of a GenBank genome assembly.
UUGCAGAUUGUUGUUGGUGAUAUCGUUAAAGUGGAAGAAGGUAAGUUCUUUCCUGCCGACCUGUUGUUACUCUCAUCCAGUGAACCAAGCGGAUUAUGUUAUAUUGAGACGUCAAACAUCGAUGGCGAAACUCAUUUAAAAUUUCGUCACGGUUUGAAGAAGACGUCUCAUGUUACAGAAGUCUCCGGACUCCAGUCAUUUUCUUGUGAGAUUCGGUGCGAACCACCAAAUAAAAAAAUAAAUCAGUUCCAUGGAUUACUGAUUGUUGGGAAGGAAGAAUACCCGUUAGGAAUAGAGCACACUCUCCUCCGUGGAGCCCGCUUGAAACAUACGAGAUGGAUUCAUGGUGUGGUUUUGUACGCAGGCCAUGAAACAAAAUUACUAAUAAAUUCGAAAGCUGUGCCGAUCAAACUGUAUGUAGAAAAAGGCUUAUGUAAAGUAAGUGGUGAACGUGGAAGAACUUUUAUAGAAUUUGAAAUCUGGUUUUUACAAAUCAAUUUCGCGACUAGUAAGCGUAUAUCUAUCUUAAAACUGACAUAUGCGCAAGCAUUCUGUGGAGCAAAAUUUAUUUUAAUGCAAACUUGGCUUCAUUCUCAUCGUACCGUUGUGUUAUCGAAUAGAAACGAAAAUUCAGUUUUUUACACUGUGAUAACAUUUUUCAUUCUCUACAACAAUUUAUUGCCGAUAUCGUUACUGGCCACUUUAGAAGUGAUUCGAUUUGUCCAAGCCUGGUACAUUAACAACGAUUUGGAAUUGUAUGAUCACUGUUCAGACACUCGUGCAGCUGCUCGGACAUCAAAUUUGAUGGAGGAGCUAGGA